Aspergillus alliaceus is the source of this 855-nucleotide messenger RNA. RefSeq names its product protein transporter TIM9 (gene tim9). Lineage: Eukaryota; Fungi; Ascomycota; Eurotiomycetes; Eurotiales; Aspergillaceae. The transcript has 4 exons. Bases 393 to 665 code for a protein of 90 amino acids. The record is from RefSeq and is a predicted model, not a curated record.
GAAACCAAGGGCCUCGAACGCCCCUGGGUAGUCCGUGGUGCUGGGUAUUUGCCCACCGCCGAUCUCCUGUUUGAAGUUUGGAGAGGCUCUCGUCUUGCCCAAGUAAUGGGUUACCCCCAGUCAAACCGUGGUUCCCUUCAUGCCACAGCGUCCGAAAAGACCGUGUUCUGGUCCCUUGUGGGCUUACCUCAGCCCUGCACGUGAUGCACAGACGCGAGGUCAGGUGAAGGGAGUAUGUCACAUGAGGUCAUGUGAGACCAGAGCCUGCGGUCUGCUUCUGAGCUCCGAAGCUACGUCCGCCCAGAGGAAUAAAAGAAGAUUGUUAUUUCCGAUCACCACUUUAAACCCCCCGUCAUCAGCUUUUCUUCAAAGCACAUAUCUCUAAUAUCACAAUGGAAGGUCUCACUGCCUCGGAACAGCGCGAGUUCGCUACUCGCAUGGAAAGGAAGCAGCUGAAGGAGUUCAUGACAAUGUACUCCAAGCUUGUCCAGCGCUGCUUCGACGACUGUGUCAACGACUUCACCACCAAGUCUCUCAUCUCCCGUGAGGAGACCUGCACCCUUCGCUGCGUCGACAAGUUCCUCAAGGGCUCCGCUCGGUUGAACGAACGCUUCCAGGAGCAGAACGCCGCAAUGAUGCAGAGUGGCCAGUUGCCCGGCCGGUAAACGAUUGAAUGAUCUGCUUGUUCUUCUGGGUUCGGCGGUUCGUGUAUAAACUAGACUUUUUCGGAAUGAUGACACCCAUGGAUUGCAUUUGGUCUGGGAUUCUUAGUAGGGCUUCCGUUUUUGUUGAGUUACGAGCGUUUAGUGAGCGGGCUCUGUGCUGCAGACAUACACGCUGCUUUUCGUCUUGUUG